UGAUGGAGGGAACAGUGAUGGAGGGAAUGGUGAUGGAGGGAAAGGUGAUGGAGGGAAUGGUGAUGGAGGGAACGGUGAUGGAGGGAACGGCGAUAGAGGGAACGGUGAUGGAUGGAAUGGUGAUGGAGGGAACGGUGAUGGAGGGAACGGUGAUGGAUGGAAAGGUGAUGGAGGGAACGGUGAUGGAGGGAACGGUGAUGGAGGGAACGGUGAUGGCGGGAACGGUGAUGGAGGGAACGGUGAUGGAGAGAAAGGUGAUGGAUAA
This is a messenger RNA of Candidula unifasciata, 265 nucleotides long. Lineage: Eukaryota; Metazoa; Mollusca; Gastropoda; Stylommatophora; Geomitridae. The record is from the annotation of a GenBank genome assembly.